UUCCCUUUGGUGUUUAUUCGUCACGCGCUUUCUGUAGCACGUGUAAUUUCACUGUUCCUUAUUAACCCAUAGCCAAAAACCAAAUAGGUUUGGGGGACCAAUAAGGGAGAGAGAGAGCGAAGCGCCACUUCUCACCGUUCACUUCUCUGGGACGCCGGUGACGGAAUUUGAUAAACGACCCGCUUGUCUCUCUAGAGAGAAUUGCUUCUGUUGCCCUUUCUCUUCCUCAAAAUAACAACAAGCCUGGAUUGUUUUUAGCCUUCCGUGUUUUUGAUUUUCUAUUGGCGGUUGUUUCUAUGAAGGCUUUUUAGUGGUUGACAGAUGUGGAGGAUGAACUUUGGAUAUUAUCUCGCAUUGAUUCUUUUAUUCCUGCUGACAGAUGUGUAAUUUGAUGACCUCUCCAAAGGCACAAUAUUGUGAACUAUUGACAAGGGUGCUUCAAAAGGAAAACUAUGGAGGCACGCCCUACUUUAUCCAUUCAGAGAUCAGGUGUAAAGCAGUUGAGUAACCUUGGGGUGUCUGGAGCACUAUCCUCAUCAUAUCCUGUCCUUCCAACCUCUCGAGAAGAAACGUACCCCAAGUUAUCAGAUGCACAACAGGUUGCCAUGGAAAAGGGUCUUAUGACAAGGCCCCUUGUCCAUACAAAUCACUUACCCUCUAACAAUGGAGUAGUUGGUCACCUAUUUUCGUCAUCUGCAGGCUUCUCAACAGAUCUUCAGUACUCUUCUGUUUCGCCUCAGGAAAAGCAUUCUAGAAAUACUCCUUUCAUUUCUCAAUCACCAACAAAUGUGGCAGCUUUGACGUUACCGCAAUCUCCGCAUUCAGGGCUGCUUCAGUGUACAGCAUCAAGUCAGUAUGACAAAGAAAAUAGUGCUUCCUGGUGUCCGGAGUCACUGCCGGGUUUUCUUGAUUUUCCUGUAAAUUCUCAUGUCCAAAAUAAUCAAAUAGAAAGUAACAGUUGUACUGGUGCCAUAACAUCAGAAGAAUUUAGUAAACGAAAUGAUUGGCAGGAAUGGGCAGACCAGCUAAUCACUGAUGAUGAUGCUUUGACAUCCAAUUGGAAUGACCUUCUUGUUGACAACAGUGCUCCAGAAAUGGAACCAAAGAUGGCAUACCAGGUGUCUAAACCACCUUCAGAUAUUUCAGCACAUCAGCCCCAAGUUCAUCAGCAGCUUCCUGCCCCAUCUAUUGACAUUCGUCCUGUUCUUACCCCCACUUCCUCAGUAAAUACUGCCCCAUCCAAGCCACGCAUGCGUUGGACACCAGAACUUCAUGAAGCCUUUGUGGACGCUGUCAAUCAGCUUGGUGGUAGUGAACGAGCUACUCCAAAAGGUGUGCUGAAGCUCAUGAAAGUUGAAGGCUUGACUAUUUAUCAUGUUAAAAGCCACUUGCAAAAAUACAGGACAGCCAGAUACAGACCAGACUCAUUAGAAGGAUCCUCAGAGCAAAAAUUGACUCCUUUAGAAGAAAUAUCCUCACUUGACUUGAAAACGGGUAUUGAGAUUACAGAAGCUCUGCGGUUACAGAUGGAAGUUCAGAAAAGGCUGCACGAACAACUCGAGAUUCAACGAAAUUUACAGUUACGAAUAGAAGAACAAGGGAGGUACCUCCAAAUGAUGUUUGAGAAACAAUGCAAGUCGGGCACUGACGUGCUGAAGGCAUCAUCAUCCGCUGUGGAGAACCCUUCUUCUGCUCUAUCUUCUGAUGCAGUCCAUGAUUCCUCUGGCAAAAAUGAAAUGGAAGCCUCCAAGGUGGAUCAUGGCAACGCAAUCACUAAUACAGAUGAUACCAAGUCUAAAUUAGAAGAGAGAUCACAGGAUCCAAACGAGAAGCAAAAGGCACUUCAAAUUGAAGCUUCUGGGAAUCCUGAGCCAGAUAAUGGGGAGUCAAAUUCACAAUCUGCUAAACGUCCAAGACUAGAUGUCUAAACCAUCAGCAUUGUACUGACAAGGUGACAGACUCAUAAUCUUGAGCAGGAGAAAACCUUAGAUAGAUGACUGUUAGUAUCAGAACUUCGGGAUCCUCUAGCUUCUGGAUUUACCAUGUCGUUGGGUGCAAUUUGCUUCUGCAUGCUUAUUUAACACUUUAUUUAGUUGAUAAAUGAGGUGGAUAAGAAAAGUAUUGAUAUCUGAAGUGAGACAGGAGCUGCAUUGUAUUAUGCAUGUGAAUGAGUUCCUCUUUCUCGCGGGAAAGUCGCUGUCUGCAUCGUAUCAACUUUAUUUAAUUUAGCAUACGAGUCCCCAAAAGUACUGAAAUA
Ricinus communis (castor bean) is the source of this 2257-nucleotide messenger RNA. RefSeq names its product protein PHOSPHATE STARVATION RESPONSE 1. Bases 453 to 1928 code for a protein of 491 amino acids. Gene Ontology annotation, molecular function: DNA-binding transcription factor activity; DNA binding. The record is from RefSeq and is a predicted model, not a curated record. The transcript has 9 exons. NCBI's taxonomy places the organism in Eukaryota, Viridiplantae, Streptophyta, Magnoliopsida, Malpighiales, Euphorbiaceae.